CAAACACACACGCACACGCACGCACGCACGCACACACAAGCCUCACCCAGAUAAAUAAUCCCAAACUUGGAAAACAAACACAUUCACACACACAUUCACACACGCACACGCACACACGCUUGGGAGUCAGGCUGCUGGAGCCGUCCCCGCAUAGGGUUCUUUAGGACAAUUCCACUCAGACAAAAGGCCAAAGUUUCCAAAGCAACAAGAAAGCCUUUCAUCCCGUCGCGCACCACGUGGAUCUUACAAUGCACAAGAGACCCUUCCCCAGCACGGAAACAGGAGUAGUAGCAGUGGCAGGGUAUCUGGCCUGUGUGCAUCUGCCCGACAAAUCUCUCGGGAUGACGGAUUUGGAAUACUGUAUGUUGAUGAUGACGACGACAAGAGGCAUUCUGCUUUUGUAAGGGUCCUGGAAACUGCAAGGACAACCAACAAUCACGGGGCUACUUAUGACCCUCCAACCUUGCAAAAAAUAUGAAGACCUAGUUGUUUUUUGUCAUCUUCUGUCCAUUUAAAUUGAAGCUGGAUGGAACAAACAAGCUCCUAGUGAAUUGUCAGUCACAGCCGGCCCUUGUGGUGUAGGCUGACAAAGGAGGAGAAGGGCGCUGGUGGUGGCUGGUGACUGUCCGAGCGAGUGUGCAGUGUGCGGUGUGGAGCGGUGCGGUGCGGUGCGGUACGGCCUGCCAAGACUGCUCAGGGGACUCAAGAGUGGCCAGCGACAGCGGGACAGGGUGAAGCCAAGACGAGCAUGGUGCACUCUUAUGACAUCCUGUCAGGACCACUCGGGAGCUGCUGCUGCUGCUGCUGCUGCUGUCGCUGGCUCACUGGCUCCUGAGGACGAUUGUGUACAGGGGGGAGGGGAGAAUGCAUGCCUCUCCCGUGCUGAAACUGCAAGCCACCAUGAGUGACAUCAGUGACAGUGGCAAUGACAACGUGACCGUCCUCGACAGCGCCGACCCCCUGGACCCUCACCAGGAGAUGGACGCCACUCUGCUGCCGUACCCAGUCAGCUUCCAGGUAUCCCUGACGGGCCUCCUGAUGCUGGAGAUCGUGCUGGGCUUGAGCAGCAACCUGACUGUGCUGGUGCUCUACUGCAUGAAGUCAAACCUGGUGAGCUCGGUGAGCAACAUCGUCACCAUGAACCUGCACGUGCUGGACGUGUUGGUGUGUGUGGCGUGCAUCCCGCUCACCAUUGCCGUGGUGCUGCUGCCACUUGAGGAGGACAACGCAGCCCUCAUCACCUGCUUCCACGAGGCCUGUGUCUCCUUUGCGAGCGUCGCCACGGCGGCCAAUGUCCUGGCGAUUACAGUGGACCGGUACGACAUCUCGGUGAGGCCGGCGAACCGCGUGUUGACCAUGGGCCGAGCGGUGGCUCUGCUGAGCUCCAUCUGGGUCCUGUCCUUCCUCAGUUUCCUGGUGCCCUUCAUGGAGGUGGGGUUCUUUUACCGGGCCCGGACCCAGCAGGGGAACCAGACCCUGGGCUAUGACGGAGGAGACGAGGACCUGUGGGCCAAUCACUACGACACUGACCUGGGUCUUUACUACCACCUGCUGGCUCAGAUCCCCAUCUUCUUCUUCACAGCUGUGGUCAUGCUGGUGACCUACUACAAGAUCCUGCAGGCGCUCAACAUCCGCAUUGGCACCCGGUUCCACGCAGCCGCGCCGAAGAAAAAAGCCCGCGGCAAGAACAAGAAGGCAGCUGUUUCCAUGACCACCUCGGGGCCCGCAUCAGCAGCACAGCCGGAAUCGACAGAUGCUUCGCAGAGCAGCGCACCGAUAAGAAACCCGCCUCUUGCCAUGCGCACCUCUGUUUCAGUCAUCAUCGCCCUACGACGAGCAGUCAAACGUCACAGAGAGCGGCGAGAACGGCAGCGGCGAGUGUUCCGCAUGUCCCUACUCAUCAUCUCCACUUUCCUGCUGUGCUGGACGCCCAUCACAGUGCUCAACACAGUGAUCCUGAGUGCAGGCCCCAGCGCCAUGUCGGCCCAGCUGCGCCUGGGCUUCCUGGUCAUGGCCUACGGCACUACCAUCUUCCACCCGCUUCUCUACGCCUUCACCCGGCAGAAGUUCCAGAAGGUUCUCAAGAGCAAGAUGAAGAAGCGGGUGGUGUCGGUGGUGGAGGCCGAGCCGACGCCCAACAAUGUGGUCAUCCACAACUCCUGGAUCGACCCCAAGAGAAACAAAAAGGUGACCUUUGAGGAGACAGAGGUCAGGCAGAAGUGUCUCUCAUCCGAGGACGUAGAGUAAGUGCUUCAGAACUGCUGCAAAAAAUAACAUGGUCAGUAACAAAUCCUAAAUUGACUCCAAGUGGCACAAAAACGUGACGUUUGAAAGGGCCAAGGUCGGAAAAAGGUGUCUCUCAUCCGAGGACGUGGAGUAAGGAGGAAUGACAACAUGGUCCUCCACGACUCCUGGAUUGAGCCCAAGAGGAAAAAAUACUUUAUGUGACCUCUGAGGAGAUGGCAGAUGGAAAAAGGUUUCUUGUCCAAGGAAAUGGAGUACGCUUUUUAGAUACUCAGCAAAUAACAAUAUGGCCAUCAGAAACUCGUGGAUUUGAGCUUAAGCCGAAGAAAAAGGUGACCUUUGAAGAGACCAAGGCCAGGUCAAGCAGAACUGUCUGGCAUCCAAGGAUGUAGAAUACGUUUUUCAGACUUGCAGCAAACAGCAUCUUGGUCACUCCGAGAUGGCCCUAAUUGGAGAAAAAGGUGACUGUGGAGGGCAAAGAGGUGAGGCAGAAGUGUCUUUCAUCUGAAAAUUUAGAAUGAGCCUUUCAGACUAAUAACACUGACAUGGUCUUUUGAGGAGACCCAGGUCAGGCAAAAGUGUCUCUGGUCCAAGGCCGUAGAGUAAACCUUUCAGACUUGGAGCAGGGUCAUGCUUAGGCCAAUGGCCCUCUAUCAGGUGCAAUUGAGUGCAAAAAUUGAAAAAUUCUUUCCCAAAGCAGAUGUGUAUAGUAAAGUGUACUACAUGUAAAGUUUCACAGCGUGAACUUGGAGCAAAUUAUUUAAUAUUAUUUAUUGUAAUGGUGACUAGGUGUCAUGGACAGUUCAAAGUGUGUACAUACUUGCAUGUGUUGUUUUUUGUGACAAAAGGUUAAACGACAUGGUGUAAAUAUAGAAAUGAUGUAUAGGAGAGAGUACUUAUACAUCCAUGUACAGUCAUAGAAAGAGAGACUUGUACUAUUUGUCCUGUUUAUAGUAAAUAAACCCCAAACCAGGUGGAACACACACUCAAGAUGAUCCAGUUUUGCUCUGUACCAAUUCUGCUCAGUGUUUUUCUGUGUAUCGUCCUGCUCCCCCCACUCUGUCCUUCCCCCACUCUGCUCCUUUCUGCCAAACAAGAGCACUUUGCAAAUCACAUAAAACAUCAAGCAGCCGUAGUGGCCCAUGGAUUUAUAGGGAGCAUCUCAUAUCCCUUUCCUGUCCUUUGAGAGCCCUCUCCAUCUGCCUGUAAACUCACAAAGUGAGUAAAGAAAGGGGUACAGGCAGGGGGGAGGUAGUGGUGGUGAUGAGUGGGGGCUGAGGUUGAGGGCUGGGGGGAACAAACGGUGGAUGUAGAUAAAAGAGUAAAAACAAACCUGAGGGGGGAACAGAGGGAGUCUGCAUAACCAACAAGGUCUGGGGAUAUAGGGUAUCUUCAAACAAAGUGUAUGAUUUAUGCUACUGUGAGAGUAAAGAACCUGGCCAUGAAACUACAGUCCUGUGGGCUUGCCCAAGUGCCAUAGCUUUAUCUGACUCAGUCAUUUAUUUAUCUGACCAAACCUGACCCCUCCUUGGUUGACCUUAAC
This is a messenger RNA of Engraulis encrasicolus (European anchovy), 3787 nucleotides long. It is a transcript of the gene gpr22a, whose product is annotated as G protein-coupled receptor 22a. Gene Ontology annotation, cellular component: plasma membrane. The transcript is spliced from 3 exons. Gene Ontology annotation, biological process: cellular response to hormone stimulus; G protein-coupled receptor signaling pathway. Gene Ontology annotation, molecular function: G protein-coupled receptor activity; peptide binding. Bases 865 to 2247 code for a protein of 460 amino acids. The record is from RefSeq and is a predicted model, not a curated record. Lineage: Eukaryota; Metazoa; Chordata; Actinopteri; Clupeiformes; Engraulidae.